Molecule: messenger RNA, 702 nt
Organism: Arctia plantaginis
Lineage: Eukaryota; Metazoa; Arthropoda; Insecta; Lepidoptera; Erebidae
Source: the annotation of a GenBank genome assembly
AUGGAGUCUGCGACAGCAUCAUCUUUAAUUUUGUUGCUCAUGGUCAGUAUGUCCCAAUCAGCGAGCUGGUGCGACUGCCCAAACACGUAUAACCCUGUAUGCUCAGUAGAUGGAGCCACUUUUCGUAAUACUUGCGAAUUGUUCUGUGAAGGUAAAGUGUUAGCUUACGAUGGUGAAUGUGGUGACACCGUUGUAUACAAUCCUGCUGACCAGUGCACCUGCCCAACUGUGUAUGACCCUAUAUGCGGUAAAGAUGGAGAAACGUACAUUAACGCAUGUUUUGCAUCGUGUUCAGGUGUGAAGUUAGAUUACCAAGGAGAGUGCAGUGAAGUGACAACUAGGAAGAAGCACUGCCAAUGUCCUAAUGUCUACCGGCCCGUGUGUGGUGUCAAUAGGAUUACGUACACCAAUACUUGUUAUUUGGCGUGCGAUGGAGCUCAGAUAGAUUACAACGGGGCGUGCAACAUCACCGAUGCCAGCCAAAUUCUCAGUCAAUGUUCGUGUUCAAAUAAUUACGACCCCGCAUGUGGUGUCGACGGAAAUACUUAUACCAACGUGUGCACAGCCGCGUGCGCAGGCGUGCAGGUGGAGUACAUGGGAGAGUGCAAAUCUGCAAAAUAUAAUGAUAGGUGUUAUUGUUCAACAAUUUAUCAACCAGUUUGUGGCCAGGACGGUGUGACCUAUGAAAAUAAUUGUAUGUGA